AUGGGUGCUGCUAGGAGCAGAAGUCGAAACGCACCAAAGGAGAAGUCGGCAGAUGCGGCAGUCGAGAAACAAGUCCCAAAGUAUACCGAUGGCGAAUCCGAUGACUUCGAAUUUGGUGGCUCCCUCGGCGUCACAGCGCUGAUGAUCAGUUUCCCUCUGCUGAUGUGGUACAUGUGGAUUGGUGCGACUUACUACAAUGGCCAACUUCCCCUCCCGGCUGCUGGUCAGACUUGGGGAGAGUUCGGCCGUCACCUGGCCCACCUUGUCUAUGAGGGAGCCUACCCAACGGCCAAAGCCUGGGCGGUCUUCUGGACGUUCUUCCUGGCCGAGGCUGUCAUCUGGUAUGCGACCCUCGCCAUCGCUGCUGCCCUACACCUGACCGGCCUCUUCCCCCUGUACACACUCAUCGACGAGUUCGGGCCCAUCAUGACGGUGGCUAUUAUCUCAGGCUAUCUGAACAGCUUCAUUGUCUAUGUCCAGGCCAUUGUGAGGGGCCGGACGCAUCGUCCUACAGGCUAUCCUCUAUAUGACUUCUUCAUGGGUAUUGAGCUGAACCCUCGGAUCGGGAUCCUGGACUUCAAGAUGUUCUAUGAGGUCAGAAUUCCGUGGUUCAUUCUGUUCCUUAUCACUGCUUCGGUGGCUGCUCGGCAGUAUGAGGACUACGGCUGUGUCUCGGGCGAGGUUGGGUUCCUUCUCCUGGCACAUUUCCUGUACACCAAUGCUUGCGCCAAAGGAGAGCAGCUGAUCAUCACAUCAUGGGACAUGUACUUCGAGAAGCUCGGCUUCAUGCUCACAUUCUGGAACAUGGCCGGCGUGCCUUUCACCUACUGCCACUGUGCUCUUUACCUCGCAAACAACGACCCAUCCGAAUACCACUGGAACCGCUACUCCCUGGCCGCGCUUGUCGUUGUAUACCUCUUCAUGUAUUGGAUGUGGGAUUCGUCCAACGGGCAGAAGAACUCGUUCCGCCAGCAAGAGAGAGGGCAGCUUAUCAAGCGCAACACAUUCCCACAGGUUCCGUGGAUCGUCAUCGAAAACCCCAAGACCAUCGAGACGCAGGCUGGGGACCGCAUCCUUGUGGAUGGCUGGUUUGGUAUUGUGCGGAAGCCGAAUUAUGUCCCUGACAUGUUCUUCUCCAUGUCGUGGGGAUUGAUCACUGGAUUCAAAAGCCCCUUUCCUUGGUUCUACUUCGUCUUCUUCAUGAUCAUGAUCAUCCACCGGGCUACUAGGGACAUUGAGAGGUGCCGCAGGAAGUACGGGGCUGCUUGGACUCAGUACGAGAAGGAGGUGCCAUACCUGUUCUUUCCGUAUAUCUUUUAG
Molecule: messenger RNA, 1320 nt
Organism: Diaporthe citri
Lineage: Eukaryota; Fungi; Ascomycota; Sordariomycetes; Diaporthales; Diaporthaceae
Exons: 5
Coding region: 1-1320 (439 amino acids)
Biological process (GO): ergosterol biosynthetic process
Cellular component (GO): endoplasmic reticulum membrane
Molecular function (GO): Delta24(24-1) sterol reductase activity
Source: RefSeq, a predicted model, not a curated record